Helicoverpa zea (corn earworm) is the source of this 2328-nucleotide messenger RNA. RefSeq lists its product as uncharacterized. The coding region runs from base 715 to 1587 and encodes 290 amino acids. The transcript has 2 exons. Lineage: Eukaryota; Metazoa; Arthropoda; Insecta; Lepidoptera; Noctuidae. The record is from RefSeq and is a predicted model, not a curated record.
CUGGUACUCAGUUGCAUGCGGUUAGACUGGAAGCAGAGGAAAAUGGUGUUGGGCAGACUAGGCAGAUGAUGAUGUAAUAUCUUUUUGGGGUAAAAUCAACUAGUGCUUGUGUGUAAGUUUGUAUUAAGAACAGAUUAAUAUAAGUAAAUUAGAGUGUUACAAUUUCAAUAUUAGGCUACCAUAGUAAGCGACAUAUUAAUUCUAAUAGGACCGCCUACUUGUGUAAUCUAUUUACUUUGUACAAAUAAAAUAUUUAUCUACACAUUACACUACACGUGAGGUUUGAACCUCAUUAUAAAUGCUUGACAUUGCUACAAACAACCCCUAUCACUAUUUAAAUCUUUCGCGCCCUUUAACCCGGUCUCUGAUUGGUUCGCUAAAGUUCGCGCCAACCGCGCACCUACGUCACGGCGUGUCGCUACCUACGCAACACGUAGGUGUUGUAAUGAGAACCCCUCAUAUUUACAUCGUCAUAAAAAUAGUAUCAAACCAAAUCUUAGAAAAACAACAAGACUCCACAAUAUUGAACAAAUAUUAAAAAAUAAAUAACAGAAAAAAUAAUUCGGUAAAAUUUAGCAUAGCUUCAAAAAAUUUUUGAAUUUCGAAUUGGCGCCAAUUUCGAGUGCAUACGUAGAGGUAGAUGUCGUUGCAGCUAUGUAGUCUGGGGAUGCGUCCGGCCGCCGCACGGCAGUCGCGGUGACGGACCCCGGCGACAUGGAGCCAUCUACCUCCGUUAGCAACGGCGACGCCGACAAGGCUCUUAACAUAGAACUGCUCAUUUCUGAGAUCAAGCAGCGCCCGGCCCUCUACAGCAAUGCUCAAGCCGAGUAUCUCGAGAGAAUGUCCAAGCAGAAGGAGUGGACCGAAGUCUGUCAAGCAUUAUUCAAGGACUGGAACAAGUUCAGCCCGCGCAAGAAACGAGACAAAGUGCGCGAAGUUCAAACCAAGUGGCUGAAGUUGAAGAACUCUUUCUUGAAGAGCUAUGGAGGUGUUCGCAAGAUGUCUCCAUUGGCCAAGAAGAAGAAGCACACCCAUUUCAACAGCAUGUCGUUCCUGAUCCCUUCUACUUCGACACAGGAGGACAACAAUGUGGAUAAUAAUAAUGAGGAUGAGGAGAGUCAGGAAGCCCCUCCGUUGUCAACUGCUGAGAGGAUGGUGGCUGAGUUCUCGCAAAUGCACGAGGUGAAGCCGACGCCAUACAUUGUGCCGGUGCCGCAGAUUCAGCAGCCGGCACACACACCGAUAGACGAGCAUCUGAACUUCGCUCUCAUGUUGAUCCCGUCUCUUCGCCAACUGACUGCGGACCAGAAGUUCAUCGCCUGGACCAGCAUUAUUGAAAUUAUUCAGAAAGCUGGAGAGCUGGGUAAAAAUAUCAGCGUGUUGCAAGAUCAGCUUCGGUACCCAACUGCUGGACCGAGUGGCGAGCAGGGACAGGUGCCUAUGGUCCAAUUGCCCCCAGCACCGGGCACUUUAGAGCCAGAGGAACCAGAGGAACCCGCAUUCCCAGCUAGCCACGGUAGACCCACUAAUCCUCAAGGCGAAAUCAUGUAUCCAGAAACUGAUCAGGAAGACCUAGAUGAGGCCUAAUUUGAGGUAUACCGAAUUAUUUAAGCUGAGCGAAAUACACGCCGCUCAAACUUAGCCCUCUAUUUUAUGUAUUCUUACCGAACCUCUAUUUCUCUUUGAUGCAACAUUAGGUUGUCAUAAAUUUUCGAAAGGUGUACCUGGGCUAAUUUUGAGUGCCAAAAUUUCCGCGUCCAGAUAUGGACGGUGAAGUCUUUUGCUAAAAAGGCUAUUUUGUAAAAUGUAAUUUUUUGUUAUGUAGGUAUGUGUGCAGGGUUAACUAUUAAAACAAUUUUAAUCAUCAUCCGCCUAGCCGUUACCAAACGAAGUUGGGUAUCGGCGCGUAGUGCGAGGAUCUGUCUAAAGACCACCCGUAGACAGACGCAACAAGACCAGCUUACUUAGACCCCUAAAUGUUAACUAAUUACUAUUUCAAAAGAUGUUUUAUUUUUUUGAUCUCUAAACGAUAUAAGAUAAAAGCUAUGUGAAUCCGUGCUGUCCAUUUGUCACUUCCUCAGACCUAAGGCCGUAUACAGGAAGAAAGCUGGAAGAAUGUAAGCGCUUAUAAGUUUCCAGCUUUUGUCGGCGCCGGUCAGCGCUUAUCGGCGCGUGUUCAUAUAUUUUUCCUGCGCGGGUUACCAGCGCUGUCAAGCGCCGAUAAACGCUUAUAAGUUUCCAGCUUCUUCCAGCUUUCUUUCUGCAUAGGGCCUAAUUUACUGAGCAGGUGGUGGUAUCGAGCUUAGACAGAAGCGGAAAAAUUUAGGU